This is a messenger RNA of Halteromyces radiatus, 568 nucleotides long. RefSeq lists its product as uncharacterized. The coding region runs from base 30 to 473 and encodes 147 amino acids. The record is from RefSeq and is a predicted model, not a curated record. NCBI's taxonomy places the organism in Eukaryota, Fungi, Mucoromycota, Mucoromycetes, Mucorales, Cunninghamellaceae. The transcript is spliced from 3 exons.
UUUCUUUCAUAUAUUCCUUCCUUUUUUCAAUGUCUACUUCAUUUAUACCCUUUUCUCUAUUAUCUGGUUUCUUUGCUGCUUUGUCCUCAGUAUUUGCGAAAUUAUUUACCGAUGAAAGAACUGCGAUCCUAGUUGAUACAUUCACUAACUAUUACUCUCAGUACGACACGUUUCUUAAAAUAGACACCCAGGUAAUUCUACUUGCUAUCCGUGGUAUAUGUUUUUUAUUGAUCUUUGGUUGUAACUCUCUUAUGUGGACUCUUUUCACUAAAGCUCUUCAUGAUGCUCCUUCUUCUAUUCAAGUCACUAUAAUCAAUGGCGCGAUGAAUCUUGCCACGUCUGCUAUCAUGGGAUGGAUUAUUUUUCAGGAACCUUUAGCGUUACGGUGGUGGAUUGGAGCAAGUUUCAUGUUGGCAGGCACAAUCUUGAUCUCACAGUCUCAAAAACGAAUGGCGGAAAAGAAAAAGGAUUGAACUAUCAUGAUGGAAUAGUAUAGUUUAUAGAAUUGUAGCCUAGUAUUUUAUUAGAAUAGCAUCCAUUCAAAUAAUAAUAAGAAUAAAAAAGUACA